Messenger RNA from Lutzomyia longipalpis, 1878 nucleotides. Its product is annotated as F-box/LRR-repeat protein 15-like. The transcript is spliced from 2 exons. The record is from RefSeq and is a predicted model, not a curated record. The coding region runs from base 623 to 1645 and encodes 340 amino acids. Lineage: Eukaryota; Metazoa; Arthropoda; Insecta; Diptera; Psychodidae.
AUUUUUAUACACACGUGUAGAAAAUAAAUGAAAUGUCAUGAGAAGGAUCAAAGCAAAGAGACUUUCUGAAGACUAGGAAUUGAAUUUAGAAAUUGAAGUUUUCAAUUUAAAGUUUUUUAAAAAUGAAGAUUUUCAACAUUUUAGUACUUCCAAUUUUAGUACUUGUAAUUUUAGCACUAACAUAACUUUCAUGAUUAUCCCAUUUAUCAACAAGACAAUUUCCAAGACAAAGAGAAGAAAAAUUGCGAAACACGUUAGUACUAAAAUUCGUGUACUAAACUUUUAGUACUAAAAUGUUAAAAGUUUUCUUAUUGUUAAAAAACUUCACAAAUUUGAAAUCGGUCAAGCAGUCUAGCUAAUAUAUGUCCGUAAACCAAUGAUUUCCUAUUAGUACUCUACCUGCAGUGUUAGCCAACGAGUUCAGAGCCCGGUACCUUAGCUCUGGAGUAAUUUACAGAAGUCAGCCAAUCCAUCAUUAACUUUGUCAUAAAGACAUUUUGUAGACGCCGUUAGCGCCUCCUCCUCCUCCUCUCCAGGCCUGCCUGUCAGACUUUACGGCUUUUUCUAAGUAGUCUCAAAAAUUUUAUUCCAAUUUAAGGAUUUGUGAAGAAAUUCUCGUAGAAUGGAGUGCGACGAGUGCGAAAAUGUUGAGGAUGUAAUGGAGACUGGUGAGGCAAUACGUGAGACAACAAUCUUCGAUAUUCCCGUGCAGGAUAUAAUGGUGGAUCGUAUUGCCAAGUUCCUGCGCUGGGAGGAUUUAGUGAAUCUCCGGUGCUGCUCCAGGAGUGCCCAGGAAUUAGCUGACAGGCUGUUUGAGGGGUUGUCAAAGCUGCAAAUAAUCCAUUACACCGGCUGCUUGAAAGGCCCCUUCCCAUUCAUCUUCCGCACAUGCAGAAAACUCCGCAAGAUUUACCUGUCGAACUUAGCGUGGCUCACAAAUGAGCUUCUCGUGGAGCUUUUGUGCAAUAAUCCAAAUUUGGAAUUUUUUCACAUUAGUCUGUGCCCCAAAAUCACAGCUACUGGACUCCUUCCGCUUGCCACGCACAACAAGAAGUUACUCUUCCUGUUCAUGCCACACAUGAACUUUGACGAUGAAUUCCUGAAUUUGUUCAAUCAGCACAACCACCAGCUGCUGCGUGUUGAUUUUGCCUGGAACAAGAAGAUCACCGGACCCUGUUUGCAGACCUUCUUUGAGAAUCAACCCAACUUAACAAAGAUACGCCUGACCUACGUGAAAGCGGACAUCUCCACUUGCCUCCAGACUAUUGCUAAAGUUUGCCGGAAACUCUAUUACAUGGACAUCAGUCACUGCGUUGUGGAUGUUGAUGAUCAUGUGAUACUGGGAAUCGCUGACAAUUGUCCAGAUAUCCGCACCAUGUUCACCAAUAUGAAUGUCCACUGUGAGACAAAAAAGUAUCUCCGCAACAGAGGCAUUGACACCGGAGUCCUCGAUGGGUGCAAGGAGUUGUGCUGCGAAAGUGAAGAGCAUCGUCGAAGGAGAUGGGAAAGAGAAGCUCAGGAAUUCCGGGAGUUUCGUAGCAGGCGGAAGGACUUCUUUCCAGUCCGUGAUAUUAGGGAGAUACGUGAACUUCGUGAAGCACGGCGGCGACAAAGGGAGAACCGGGAGGUCAGGGAAUCACAUUAAUUCUGCUUCUUUGAGAAAAAAAAAGGAUUAAAUCACGAACUGGAAUAUAAUUGGAUAAUCACAUUAAUUUAAUUUAAUUAUGAUGAUAAAAAUUGUAUGAUAAGUGCAAGGAUAAGAACAAAAUUCCUGUACCUUCCUCUAUUAUUUAAUCUAUCAAGGUGAAUAAAAUUUAAAAUUGUAUUUAUAAAGUGCUCUAUCAUAUAAAUUAAUAAAAAUUCAAUAUAGUGAUUCAA